CCAAAAGCAGCAAGAGAACCAUGAAGACCGCCGUUGUCCUUAUCCUGACCCUGUUCGUGGCCAGCGGAUGGGCCCAACCGCUGGACAUGCCCGCCCAGCUGGACGCCCAGGUGCACAGCGUGGUCGAGGAGAUGACCGAGAUUGGCAAGUCGACCGGCCAGGCUCUGGUGCACCAGUACGAGGAGAUCGUCGUGGAGCCGCAGCAGGAGCUGGAGGAGGCCCUCGAUCUGGUAGAGUCGCGUCGCCAGGAGAGUCCCGAGUGCGUGGCCGCCGAGGAUGAGGAGAUCGCCCGCAUCGUUGACGCCGCCCACGAGGAUCUGCACUCCUGCGGCGUCGUCGCUGCCCAGACCUCCGCCGAGAUUGUCUCUGAUGUGAACGCCGCCACCCAGCAGCUGGUCUACGGUGGCUACAGCCUGGGACGCACCUACAACAAGUGCCAGUCGUACAAGAACUCCGUGCUCAAGCAGUCCUGCAUGGCCAAGUUCUAUGUGCAGGCCACCGUCUAUCUGGUGAGUGCCCGCUCCUCGAUCAAGACCAUCCGCAAGUCCGCCAGCGAGCGCAUCCCAGCUGUCUUCGUAGCCGGCAACGUUUGCACCCAUUCUGCAUCCUCGCAGGCGGUGCUCGGCCUCCAGGAGGUCAACAGCCACAUCGACGCCUGCGUUUCCCGUCGCCGCUAAUUCAUCCGCCUGCUUUAAAGCAAAUAAAGAUUGUGGAUUUGCAAUGCAAAGAUCGAUAAGCAUUUAAAAUAAAAAGAAAGCUUUUUUUUAA
Molecule: messenger RNA, 768 nt
Organism: Drosophila ficusphila
Lineage: Eukaryota; Metazoa; Arthropoda; Insecta; Diptera; Drosophilidae
Exons: 1
Coding region: 21-677 (218 amino acids)
Source: RefSeq, a predicted model, not a curated record